Salvelinus sp. IW2-2015 is the source of this 2109-nucleotide messenger RNA. RefSeq names its product ataxin-7-like protein 3. The record is from RefSeq and is a predicted model, not a curated record. Lineage: Eukaryota; Metazoa; Chordata; Actinopteri; Salmoniformes; Salmonidae. Gene Ontology annotation, biological process: positive regulation of DNA-templated transcription; regulation of transcription by RNA polymerase II. Gene Ontology annotation, cellular component: SAGA complex; DUBm complex. Gene Ontology annotation, molecular function: transcription coactivator activity.
UCCAGACAUCCGAUGUUUUUUCUAUUUAAUUAUUGCAUAUCCAAUUAUAAAUUAAAUGUAUGCACUUAAGUACAGUCACUUGAGUUGAUUAGAAGUUCAUUUCCUUUCUCUGCCAUUUUCCCCCUACUUUAGGCCAAGUAAUACGGCACGGCGAACCUCGGUGAUCGUUUAGUGAGGUCUGUUAGGAAGGAAAAUGGCAGCCUCUUUUUACAUUUUCUUAUCAUUUCCCUUUGACUGCUCUGCUGGAUCACAUUUUAAUGACUAGCUAAUAGCUACAACAACAUGUAUCAUCCUAGCUAGAUACAAUGUAGCAAAAUAAUCUGUUGUCAAUGUCCAGCUAAACUGUAACGGCUAACGGUUCAAUCGUAGAUUGGUCGUUGAUGCUAACCAAAACAAUAUCAGGCAGUCACCUCUGCCAACUAUUGGCGAAGAAGAGGUCUCAACUGAGUGUCGGUGCUCCUUUCUCUGUUGUCCCCCAUAGCUGUGCCAUGUAGAAGGCAGUGAUUCGCCCUUAAACUUUUGCAAAUGAAAAUGGAGGAUAUGUCUCUGUCGGGCCUGGACAACACCAAGCUAGAGGCCUUGGCUCAGGACAUCUACUCGGACCUGGUGGAGGACGCCUGUUUGGGCCUGUGUUUCGAGGUGCAUCGUGCUGUCAAACAGGGCUACUUCUUCCUGGAUGACACUGACCAAGAAAGCAUGAAGGACUUCGAAAUCGUUGACCAACCAGGAGUGGACAUUUUCGGGCAAGUGUACAAUCAGUGGAAAAACAAGGAYUGUGUGUGUCCSAACUGCAACCGGAGCAUUGCUGCGUCCCGCUUUGCCCCUCAUCUGGAGAAAUGCUUGGGCAUGGGGCGCAACAGCAGCCGCAUCGCCAACCGCAGAAUAGCAAGCAGUAACAACAUGAACAACAAAUCAGAGAGUGAUCAGGAAGACAAUGAUGACGUCAAUGACAAUGACUGGUCGUAUGGCUCAGAAAAAAAAGCUAAGAAGAGAAAGUCAGAUAAGAAUCCAAAUUCACCCAGAAGAUCAAAAUCUGUAAAGCAUAAAAAUGUUUUAGAGUAGUUGAUUGAAUGGUUGGGGAUGUUUUACACUCUGGUCGUUUCAGUAUUGCUGGGGCCAAAGCCUUGUUGCAGAUCAGGAAGCUCCGUGCGUGCCGUUGAGAGAUGAUGCAUUUCCUCAGUGAUCGGAAGGGGCUGAUUACUGCCAGGCCAGCUCUAUAAUGCCCUCCCCCACUUCAAUGUAGGGUCAAAGGUCAACCCGAGAAGAAUCUGGGAAAGAACCCUGUCGCUUUGGGGAUAGUAUAUCAGGAAAAGUGUGCCUGGAGUUUGAACUUUCAUUCCUAAGGAAAUUAACCUUYGCAGAGACCCAGGGUGUCUCCAAAAUCCUCUAUUGAGAAUGUUAAUGUGGCCUUCUGGAUUCUUCACGAUAGAUGGCCAUUGAAGGAGUCUGCUGCUUAAAUCCAGGUCAAAAGCACAAUGUUAGCAGAAUACAGACGUAGUACAGUAUGAAAAGGAUCAGAAGCAGCAUUGAAGAUGAGGAUAAGCAAUUAAGAUAUCAGGCAAAGGCCGACUCUUUGUGCUCCACAGUCUCCUGUUUGCUUGAUGAUUUUAAUUUGACAUGGAUCAUGGUGCAAAGCUAAUGAGCUGAGAAUGACUUACAGGAAGCUGACAAUUGUGUGCAAUAAAUCACAGUUCAGCCUCCAGUUUUCAGUUCUUUGUAUGUAAUAUAUSAAUMUAUUUUCUGUAUUGUGUUAUAUAUUGUUUAACUAGUUCAACARUUGAGUGAAAAAAUCAUGUCAGAUGAUAGUCUGGUCCRGGUAAUGAUAGACUACAGUCAGGUCUCUAAAGCAGACCAGCUGCUUAUCUCUUAGUUUCUCAGGUGACUCAACAAGUCCUCUUGUGCAUUAUCCUAUCCAUUAUCUACUUGACAUAUUCAUGCUUUUGUUUGCAUUAUUAUUAUUUUUUGUCGUUUUGUAUCAUGUCUUCAUUGAUUCUUGAUUUCCUGAUUGUCCAUGUUUCUUUAAAUGGAGCUGAUAUGAAACAGUGCUGCUAUCUUCUAUGGAGCGUCAAGGAUGUUCCAAUGUAAUAAAUGACCUGAACUCAAUCCACA